AUGAAUCUACAGAACAACUUUUUAAAUCAGAUACACCAGAUUUUACUGCCUACGGCUCCUACUCUCGAUAAACCUAACACCGACACGAUAAAAGAAGAAUUUUCGUCAGUAGAAAAUAGAGACGAAAAAGACCACCUCACCAACCAACAACAGCCCAAAAAUUUGAGUGCCCCCUCCACCAAUUCUAAUGGUGAAUUCAUACCGCAUAUUUUUUAUUCGUUACAUCAAAUAAGGAAAGAUCCAAAUAAUCUCUCAAAUCAAUUAGAAACCUCAACAGGUUCGAUUAGGCAUCGUUUGAAACUCUGUAAAUCUUUGAUAUCAGAAAACGAAGACACCAAGGAAUUAUUGAGUAAAAGUCCAUCAGAGUGGCAGGAUAUUAUCCAUCAACGUGAACAGGAAUUGCAAAUCAAGAGAGACGUCUUGGAUGACCUUUAUCGCAAAUUACAACGAUAA
Molecule: messenger RNA, 453 nt
Organism: Saccharomyces paradoxus
Lineage: Eukaryota; Fungi; Ascomycota; Saccharomycetes; Saccharomycetales; Saccharomycetaceae
Gene: CSE2
Product: Cse2p
Exons: 1
Coding region: 1-453 (150 amino acids)
Biological process (GO): regulation of transcription by RNA polymerase II
Cellular component (GO): mediator complex
Molecular function (GO): transcription coregulator activity
Source: RefSeq, a predicted model, not a curated record